AGUUUCCAUUUUCCAUUUCACAGGAAGACUCCUGCCUUCCUUAGCAGACACCUGGCUUUUCAAACCCAGACAGACAGACAGGGACCAGCUGUCAGUCAGGGCCCAGCACUGGGCAGAGCCCCACAGCACCAGCACACUCCUGGAGACAGCAGCUUAACCACAACAGAAGGGUUUGGGUUGGAGAGAUGUUAAAUUUAUCUCCUUCCACCCCUCCCCUGGGCACCUUCCACCAGGCUGCUCCAACCUGGCCUGGAAGGAUCAUCAGUACAAAACCAGGGAGGCAUAAAACUGUAGAAAAUUAUACACUGGGCCAAGAAACCAAAUAAAUUAUCAAAAUAGAGCGAAUCAUUGCAGGCGUAACAGCACUGUGUAAAAAACCCUCACUAAUUCCUAUUAAUUAUAAUUUUAUUUCUGAGUAUCAUAAGAAUGCUGCUUAAGGAGCUUUCAGUUUUGGAUGAUGCUCUGUUGAGUCCUAGGCCAAACUAAGUGUGAUUUCAAUUAACAAAGAAACGAGAAGAAAGAAGGAGAGAAAUGACAAAGAAACAAAACCAACAAAAGACAAAAACUACAAUUCUCCUUUGCUGAGAUGCAGAUUUUCAAAUUAAAUAAGCAUCAUAUGGAAGGAAUAGUUGGUGAACAGAGAGCUAAACAUGCAUUUGAACAGAAAUAGUUAAGGAUGCCAUUUCCAGGAAUAGAAAGGAGCCAGAGAGAGCCAACAGCAGACAGACAGAGAUAUGCUAAACCCUCUCUCACACGUUUUCUUAAGAUGUCUGUGCAUAAUUCAAUUUGAAGCCCAGGCUCAUACCAAAAUAUAUAACUCCACAUCGCAGUACAUGCCUGCCUCAAUGGAUUUAAGUUUCACUUGAGCAACAUAUGGAAAACAUCUGCCUAUUGCAACCUAGUAUGGCUCCUUUUUGUAAACCCUUGGAAGUCCUCACGGCCUCUUUGGAUUUGGUUUCCAAGAGGAAUCAGCUCUCUGGCCUGCUGCUUUUCCUCCCAUUUACAUCUGAGCCGGAUAACUUUGGAAGAUAAGCAGAUCUGUUCAUGGAUGGUAGGAAAAGGAUAUUUGGGUUCAGACUGGAGCACGUGGGGCUCAAGGCAGAUACAGAACAUGCACCCCAGGACACGGCUGGGUCUCACAACCUCCCCCUGAGCCAAGAAACGAGCACAUAACUCAGGGCAGGUUCAGACAGCUCUGAGCCCAACAGCUUGUAAUGAUCCCUGAGGGUCCUUAUCCUUCACAGGAGUGGCUCUCCGCUCCAGCCAGCCACACUUCUGCGCCUCGUCCUGCUUGGAGAAUCCCUGGCUGCUUCCUGGAGGCUGCUCCGAGCCCCCCGUGCAGCCCCAGCAGUGCCAAGGCCAGGCCAGACCCCACUCCCAUCCCAUGGACAUGGCAAACUUAUCUUGUUCUGUUCUACACAGUCACACGGGCCAGGGGCAAAGGAAAGAGAUUUGCUGAUUAAUCACCCUGAAAAGAUGAGCAAACUGCUCCGCUCUGGCCAUUUUCUAACCACGAUCCCUGGGCUCUUCCCAGUGGAUCUGGAUAAAAAUGUCACAACUAAUGUUCCAUGGGACUGAUGCCAAGCACCAAUUCCCUCAGAGGGAGAACCUGGAUCUCAGGGAAAGGUUCUUCCCCAGAGGGUGCUGGCACUGCCCAGGCUCCCCAGGGAAUGGGCACGGCCCCGAGGCUGCCAGAGCUCCAGGAGCAUUGGGACAGCGCUGCCAGGGAUGCCCAGGGUGGGGUUGUUGGGGUAUCUGGGCAGGGCCAGGGACUGGACUGGAGGAUCCUUGGGAUCCCUUCCAACUCAAGAUACUCAAUCAUGAAAAGGUGAGAGGAUGGAUUCACUGGAACUUUCAUAGGCUCAUGUCAUAGUUUGAAAUGAAAAUGUUUUGUACUGAAUACACCAAAAAUUAUUUUCUCUUCGGAUGACAUCGUGCUUCCAGCACUAAGUCCUUUCUUUGCACUGGCCCUUGCUUAGUUUGCACUGGGAGUUUUCUGCCCACAUGGAGCAGAGCCCUUAAAUUCCAGUCAAAUUUCAGCAAUGAUUGCAAAAGAUGAAAUUCCCGUAUUCCUGGACAGGCAAAUUUCCUCCCAGCUAUAGAAAUGCGAUGGGAAGGAAUCCAAGAGGCAGAAACAAAAAUAACAGCUUUAAGCAAGGAAAGACACCAACCUGAGCCAUGCUAUUGCCUAAGCUGGGAUGUCAGGGCUAGGAAGGGAUCUGGAAGGGAAGACUGAUUAUUUAGUCUGGCAAAGGAGCAUUUGGAGCAUGGGGUGUAUCAGAGGAGUGAUGCAAUCACAGAUGAUGGACUGCAGCCACCAAACCUCUCUAACAAAAAAUACUUUGUGCUAGCGCAGCUUUGGGCAGCUUCCUGCAGCAAACACUGCUGGGCUGAUAUUCCCUAACCAAGAUAAAUGGAAAGCAAAGGCAAUCAGAGCAAUCUCCUCCCUCUGCAGCAAGAUUGAAGUGACCUCACUGACAUGGAAUUGCUUUUAAGUGAAGAACCUGUGUGCACACGUGUAAAUAAUCCCAGAUAUCCCAGUUUGGGUCUGUCCUUCAGAGACAUCAAGAAAGGUCAGCAGGCACAACCCAGUUGGCCGUUUUCUGGUCUUUUCAUGUUUGAGGUAGCAAGGGAUACUCAGAGCUGUUUGUUUGUCACAUCUUUGUGGGCUCUGAGGGGAUUUAUGCACACCCAGCUCCCCAAACCCCUGAUUCCCAGAGCUCAGACAGCCAGAGGUGAUAUCGGGAAUUCUGAAUAAUUCACUUGUUCCCAAUCUUGCUUCAUCUGAACAAGGAGCCUGAAAACAUUUGUUGUGUGAGAAUGGAAAAAACAUCCCACUCAACUGCCUAAAUGCCUUCCUUCCCUGUUCCUUCCCUGCCACCCUGACCCCCAAUACUUUCCAGAUUACAUUUCCUCACUCUUCCCAGGCAGACCACACGCUGGGAAUGACACAAUUCCAGCACACAGUGUCCUGCAGCUGGGGACACUCCGUGGCUGCACAUGAGGCAGGGAGGGACCCCAGGGGUGUGGUGAGGUGGUGCUAGCCCUGCACCCACCCCUGGAAAAGGCUGCCCCUAGCUCCAGCUCUGCCCAUCCCAGCAGCACAGGGAGCUCGGGAAGAACGAGGGCCCUGGAGCACAUUGCAGUGCCCCAUGGACAGAUGGAUUUUCACUCCCAAGGGACUUUCCAAAGACAAAACUCAAGCACCAAGAUUAGUUUUUCCCCCAGGAAGACUCAGGUUUGGCACACACCUACUGUAAAGUCAUGGAGUCACUUAGGUUGGAAAGGACCUCCACGAUCAGAAUCCAACCUUGCCCCAUCCCCACCUUGUCCCCACCACCCUCCCAGGGAGGAAUUCCUCCCUAGUAUCCAAGGCACACGUAGGGCAGGCUUGUAUAAGCAAAAUCAGAGACACAAAGGGAAAGGGAGCACAGAUUCCAAGUCAGAUGUAAUUACAGGAGGGUUUUUUUACUGUUCUCUGGAUAUUUCAUAGCCAAUACACAAUUUGUGUGAGAUCACCCCUAAUCUCACCUAAACAAAGCAUCUCUGACAUGAUUAAUGGCCUGUUGCACCGAUAAGAUUACAGAAUUUAAACCAGAUUAAUACCAAUAAGACUUAGACUAAAUUAAUGUUUCAUCCAAAAGCACCUUGUUUUGCUUUUUCAAAGGUAACAGACACAACUCUGAUUGUGCAGCUGCAGAUUUACAGUUCCCAAAACAGGAUACAGCUCUAAAAGAUUAUCCACGCAGUAAUGGGGGUGUAAGUGCUAAUUAGGGCUGGAAAAGCAGGACCCUAACGAGCUGUUAGAACUCCUUAAGAGCUCUCCUUUAUUGCUUACAGCAACAAACUGUUGCAUAUAAUAGAAUUUAUUACACAGCAGCGCCUAACCCUCCAAAAAAGCUUCACUAUUUAGCUAAACCAGACACGUGUAUCCAAACCGACUCCAGGUAUGUUUAUUUUUCUACCAGUCCCCUCCCGAGCCCUGGCACACACCGACCACAAACCGAACUACUUGCAGGGAACGCUUUCUUUUCCACAAACGACACAAAACAACCCAACCUAGCCCGCACGGUCCGAGCGCUCCCACCCAGCCCCCGUCCCAAUCCGCCUCGGGGCGAGCCCGGCUCUCCCUUGGCCAGUCAGAGCAUCCCCCCGGCAAACCUGGAGGGCUGGCAUUGAGCAAGCUGCCCGCCCCCUUUCUUGCCUUGCCUUCCUUCCCCUGGCGGCCAAAAGGCGCAGCCGGCAGCGCUCCGCUCAUUGAUCGGGGCUCGGGCGCUCGCAGCUCCUGCUCCUCCCGCACGGCCCCGGCUCCCCGCAGCCCCCGCAGCUCCUCGCAGCUCCUCGCAGCCCCGGCCCCGGCAGGAGAAUGCUGCCUCGAGAGCUCCUGGCCCUGCUCGCGCUGCUCUGCGCGUUCCGGGCUUCUGGCGGCUCUGUGGUGGAUGAAGAUGAUGACUACGAGCUGAUGUACGUGAACCUGGAUAAUGAAAUCGAAGGGCCAGCCCCUGCGACUGAGGAAGCUGCUUCGUGCGACUGCCAGCGGGAGCACAGCAAGUGGGACAAGCUGUUCAUCAUGCUGGAGAACUCGCAGAUGAAGGAGAACAUGAUGCUGCAGGCUCUGGAUGAGCUCCCCAGGCUGGAGCUGCAGACCCUGAAGGCAGAACUGAGCCAGCUGGCCACCACCCUGGCGGGCACCUUCGCCACCGUCACCUCCCACGUGGUGUCCCAGCUGGAGCAGGUGCUGCUGAGGAGCAGGGACCAGGCUGAGGAAGCCAGGAGGCUGCAGGAGUCGGAGCGAGGGAAGGUUCUGGAGCACGUCCUGCAGCUGAGCCACAACGUGUCGGCGAGGCUGGGCUGGCUGGAGAGCGCCUGGCAGCGCAGGGCCGAGGAGCAGGCACAGGAGACAGCUCUGCAGCAGGACAAACUGGAUGCCAGCAGAGGGGACAGCCUCAUCCUGAGCUCCCUGUGGAAGGAGCUGCAGCAGACCCGGGCUGAGCUGAGGGUGUCCCAGCAAUGGGCAGCCCAGCACCUGCUGCCAGCAGGCUGUGAAACCGCAAUUCUGUUCCCCAUGCGCUCGAGGAAGAUCUUUGGGAGCGUCCACCCCACUUCUGGAAUGGCCCUGAGCUCCUUCACUGCCUGCAUCUGGCUCAAGGUGACCGAGGCCCUGGACAAAACCAUCGUCUUCUCCUACGGAACCAAGUUCAACCCCUACGAGAUCCAGCUGUACCUGAGCCGGGCCUCGGCCGUGCUCGCUGUGGGCAGCGCCCAGCACAAGCUGGCUGCCAGCAACGUGGUUGUUCCUGGCAAGUGGCUCCACCUGUGCGGCUCCUGGAGCUCGGAGAACGGAUCUGCAUCCCUGUGGGCACAGGGGGAGCUGGCAGCCAGCGCCUGGGACGUGGCUGGGGCUCACACCAUCCCUGACGGGGGCAUCCUGCAGCUGGGCCAGGAGAAGAACGGCUGCUGCGUGGGAGGGGGGUUUGAUGAAGCUCUGGCCUUCUCGGGGAAGCUGACUGGCUUUAACCUGUGGGACCGAGUGCUCAGCGCCGCCGAGGUGACGGCUCAGAGCACGGGGGACACCUGUGGCAGCCGGGGCAACGUGGUGGGCUGGGGGGUCACCGAGGUGCUGCCCUACGGAGGGGCCCAGUACGUGUCCUAAAGCCUGGGGGCUGCACAGGAACGGAUUGCGCAGAGCUGAACGUCAAUACUGCAACAGCCAGAGCUGCAGGAGCCCCUGCCCCUGGAAUUCCCGAGGAACAUCAGCCCUGCGAGUUCACAGAAGGAGGCACUGUGGAGAUGGGAUCGAUCUCUGCCUGCUGUCCUGGAGAAACCCUGAACACACAGCCACACACCAAGGCGUGGCACUGGGAAAGCUGUUCCUGGGGUCAGGCAGCUCUGUCUGCCCAGUGCAGGGUUUCUGAUGUAUAAAGUGGGGGUCACAAUGGACAUUCAGGAGCCAAAUGGAGCUCCCAACAUCCCUGCUGAGGAAAAUCUGACCUGGCUCUGCAAAACAUAGCAGCUGCCCCUGGAUCCCUGGCAGUGCCCAAGGCCAGGUUGGACACUGGGGCUUGGAGCCACCUGGGACAGAGGAAAGUGCCCCUACCCAUGGCAGGGUGGCACUGGAUGAGCUUUAAGGUCCAUUCCAACCCAAACCAGUCCAGGCUCCCUCCAAUCCUUGGGUUCUAUAGUUUAAUGUGAAUUUUACAGAGGAACCACCCAAAUCAAGCAAUGUGUCGUCUAUUAAUCGUUGUUAGUAAUGUGUAGACUCUAAGAAAGCUAGUUCCUUGUUUAAAGCAUUAUUUAUGCCAUGGAUUGAUAUAAAAAUAAUAUUCCCCAUCAUAAUCUGACAUGACAUUGGGAGGAAAUGCAGCUGUAUUAUAUUGUACAUUGACUUUGUGAUAAUUUUAUUGAAAUUAUUUUUGUAAAGUUGUUUUGUAAAUAAAGAUACUUUACUAGACUAAAACUCUCUGCUCUUCUCAUAAACCAAAAUUCUGAACCAAGUCCCAAGUGGGGCUUUUUCCACAUUUUGAACCAUACAGCUGCUGAUAGAGGAAACAACAAUAGCAACAUCCCACAGGAGCAGGGACCCCAAGCACAAUCCUGGCCCUCUGGGGGCAGGUUUUAAGGUACAUUUGGACUUACUUGCUGUCCUCAGGGGGUUUGUACAAGAUAGAAUUGCUGCUCAGUGCCAGUGAUUCUCUUCUCUCUCACACAGACUUAUCCCAAAUCCCCUAAAAGCCUAGGGCUGGAUACAGAGCACAGCAGCAGCUGCAGAGAGCCAAGGAACUGCUGAUGAUUUUCAUGUAGAAAACAGAGCACAAGGAGCACAAGCAGAGAAUGAUGAAUACCCUAUUCACUGGGUAUGUAACCAUUUACAGCAGGAACCAUUACUUGGUACCUGUUGAAGCCUCUGACAAAGCUAUCAUGAGGAAUGUCUUAUUCAAACAAUUCCUAUUCCCCUGGAAGCAGCCCAUCCUUCUUCUCCAGUCCCAUGUUUCCCUGUCUCUCUCAUUCUCUACAGCUGUCCUAAGGACACACUUGACAAAUUUCUUGACAUGUUGCUGCUACACUUCCUCCUGACCAUGAUGGAUCCUUGCUGCCAGGAUACAAAAGUAGGGAAAAAAGGUAAAUUCCACUUUGCUGUGCCAUUCAAGAGGGCUGUGCUUCAUGCCUAAAGUUAUACGACCCGCUCCAAAGUUUUGGCAGCACUGCUUAUUUAAGGGAAAAGAAUUGCUCUGAUGGCUGGGAUUUCUCCUGUUACCCUGCAAUAAAAAUGUAUCUACAUUAUAAAUGCUCGGCAGUAAACUUGACAAAAAUCCCUCACUAAGUAAUAUCUGCAAAUAACCUUAGCUAGAGAACAAUGAAAUAUUACCUCUGUUCAUCUCUGGCAGCCAAAACCCAGAUCUUCAGAGUUACAAAACCACUCGGGGUCCCACCAUUGUGCAAGGGCAAAACCACCCUCAAAUCCUCCCUCUGUUCAGUGCCCUCCAUUAAGUGAAAACAAAUGUCCACGAAAUGCAGCAGGAAAAGGAAAAUCCUCAAAAAGAUCUCCAGAAAUCCUUCCUGGCUGCUCCUCUUACUGCAGCUCAUACCUGAAAUGCUUUGUCUUGGAAGGAGCCUUCUCCUGUCUCAGCUCAGGUUUGGCAGAGGACCAAAGGCUAAGCCGGGCCUUCCAUCCUCACUGACUCAGCUGGAAAACUUCCUUUUUCCAGAGAGCUCUGCUCUUCCUUCAUCACCCCCAGCCCAGCACCACAACCCACCUCCUCCAGCUCACUUCUCUCCUUCCCUCCUCACUCAACCGUGCUGUCCUUUGUCAGCAGUUUGGAGGAAAUAGCAUUUUGGGGGGAUUUGGGCUCCAGUUAUGAAAAAGCCUCUGCAAUCCUGCACUACCGACACAGAUGGGGGAGCGAGGCUGAGCCAGAGCCCAGCAGCACAGGAUGCCGGAGCUGCCCUGGAAGGAGGAGCAGCCACGGGACUCUCGGAUUACAGGGCAGAGCUGCUGCUGUCCCUCGGGAAUAAACGGGAAUAAAUCCGUGUGACCCCGGUGCUGACGGACGGUGUCAGCACACAGUUCAGAGCCCACGCUCACUGGGGCAGAGCAGUCAAACCCUUCCUAAAGAGCUCUUUUUUAGCUAAUGAGAUAAGAACCCGGCCGUGCAGCCAAAGAGUUGCCCCAAGUAAUGAAAAACUCCGGUUCCUCUCCAGCAUUUGCAGGCAAGGGGCCAAAGUUUGCUCAGCCUGGUGCCACGAGGCUGAGCCCCGUCUGUGCAGCCCCACAACACGGCUUUGUCUCCAAAAACUGCCUUGGAAAUCCAUCCCCAGCAGCUUCGCCUCCUGCUCCCUUCAGCAAACACUCCCAGGGCAGCUCUCAGCUCCCAGCCUGCUGCAAACGCAGCCUCAAACACCAAUUAUGCACAGUGUCAUUAAGGCACUGCACAAAACAAAUCGUUUCGCCUGCUCUGAGCGGCCCCUUCCAGGCUGGAAUUCCCAAACCUGAUAUCCACAGCAACAUCUGCUGGUGGAAGGACAUAAAUACACAAUUCAACCGUGCUGAAACCUUCCGUUGUGGUGGGCAUCACUGUCCCCAAAACCAGGAAUAUAUUCACUAUUUCUGUUACUAUCCCACAGUACAAGUGGCAAUAACGUUAGCACAUUAGUAAGUAUUAAAAUAAUAAAUUUAUAAAUUUAUAAAUUAAUAAAUACAGGAUGCACACGUUUAUUUUGAGGGCUUAACAUCUUCAUAACACUGUUCUUUUAAUAAUUAGUUAUUGCUACUCACUGCUAUUCCUCCUAUUCGAAGCAGAACAUUGAUUUUACCACUGCAGUAGCACUGUGUUGCAACAAACACUGUGAACUUUAUUACUCCAAUUCAAUUGGAGUUCCUUUUAUGGAGGAAUGAAUAUUUUUGGCUUUUUAAACCACAAAAAAUAAAACGUAAAGAGAUUAGCAACAUUGUUCUAUAUAAAGCUAAUAACGUAGGCAAAAUGAAAGAACCACUACAAAGCUUUUAUAUCUUCCAUCUGACUGUUCCACCACAGAAUGGGAUUAAUUUCAUCCCCAUUUCUCUUUUGGAGCCUUGCCAGUGACACUAAGAGGAAGGAUAAGAGCUCCAUGGCUGGUGCCUCAUAUCAGGGCUGAUAAUUUGGAGUCCAUUAGCAGGGAAUAUUAACGAGUACAGAUGUAUUUCCUGCCCCAUGGGUCAGCCAAUCCAUACCAAACCUCCAGAGGUGCAGUAAAUUCACAUAUUCCUUGAGAAAGUCUGUUGUUAGAGUGUGAUUAAUACAUUUGAUCCCAUUUCUAGAUAUUUCCAUAGCUCUGCUUUAUACAGCUCAUAUGAUCUGGUGAAUGGUUGGAUUGAUCCUGAAGUCUUUCCCACCCCUAAUGAUUGAUUGAUUAAUAAGAUCAUGGCUCUGUAGCUGCCUAGCACAGCCUGGUCUGGUC
Messenger RNA from Motacilla alba alba, 9435 nucleotides. RefSeq names its product pentraxin 3 (gene PTX3). The transcript is spliced from 3 exons. Bases 4367 to 5653 code for a protein of 428 amino acids. Gene Ontology annotation, biological process: innate immune response. The record is from RefSeq and is a predicted model, not a curated record. Gene Ontology annotation, molecular function: complement component C1q complex binding. NCBI's taxonomy places the organism in Eukaryota, Metazoa, Chordata, Aves, Passeriformes, Motacillidae.